AAUGAAUCCCAGGUAAUGGUUGUGUGUGCUGAUUUGUUUGUUGGUGAGUAGCGUUAAGUGUUUGUUGGUAAAUUGUGUUAGUGAGAUUGAAGCGGAAUUCCGUUGCCUGGUUACCAUGGAAUCGCCUAUUACAGCAGGGUUCUCUUUCGAAGGAGCGUCCAGAAGAGCUAAACUAAGUGACAAGAGGUCCUUGCUCAGUAUUCACAACAUACCUCUUCCAGCCCUUGCUAUAACACUUGCUUUCUUCGCUGCUAUCAUUCUUUUUAACAUAUAACUGGGAUCAGCAAGUUUGUCUGAUAUAAUUUGAACAAUCUGACCCUCCCAGAUGAACUUUAAAUUGAAACAUUGAAUCUAAUCUGUUUUUAGAAUCGAACUUUUCGUAUACUUAACUUAAUUAGUUGUUUGGGGAUAUUCAAAUGUUCAUCAUUGUCAUAUAAUAAAUCUUUAAAAACUAUGUCCGCUUACGAUAACCGGUGUACCCAUUAUAGUAGACUAACCUCAACCCACGAACAAAGUUCCUGUUUAUUUCCCACUGUUAAUUGGUCUAAUCACUGUAAUGAUGGUGUUAAUUGUUAAUUAACACACACAGAAUCGGAACUAAAGACGUCGUGCCGGCACACAAGUCGUAUUUUUUUCCUUGGCCGGCUAGACUGGGUACACCAGGAUAUUAAACUGCUAACCAAUACCAAUUAGACAAUUAUUACAAUGUUCAUUAUUAUAAUGAAUACCAAUGUUUUUGUUUGUCUCGAGUGUUUUUGAAUCUGUUGGAGAAGAAGCGCCGUGAGCGGGUUUCUACCAAUGGCGGGAGGUUACUGGUGGGUCAUAGGGGUCAUCCUGAUCAUCUACAUCGCGAACAAGGUUACCAUGAUGAUCAGGAGGUACCGGGCCAUGCCUGAUGUAGGGGAAGACCGGAUUAAGGCAGACAAGGAACUCAAGAAGAGAAUCAAGAACAUGACCUAUAGUUCGUGUUGUUAGUCAUUGUUUGCUUUUCAGGACUAUUCAAAUGUGUUCGAGCUUUCUUUAGCAGCUAACCAGUGACCAUGCUUUAUGAACAUUCCUGGACUCUGUGAGACUUAUUAAAACAAAGUAUUUUGUCGUGAUCUAACUUUUCUUCCUAUUAAUAUUUGGGGAUAUUCAAAUAUUUAGCAUUGACAGAUGAUGAAUAACAUGAUUAUAUAUAUUUAUACUUCUCAAGAUGAUAAAUCUUUAAAAAUUAUGUCUGUUUUUAUACGAUUAUAUAUAUGUUAUAGCCGAUGUACCAAUUACUGCAGACUAAUUUUAAGCAAUGACCCAUGUUUCUGUUUAGUCACCUCCAACAAUUGGCCUAAUUACUGUAAGGAUGAUGUUAACAGUUAAUGAAGAUAACCAGGGCGGGUACUAAAGCCGUCUUGCUGUGUCCUUGUUCUGAGGCUACACCAGGAUAUACACUACUCAACAGUUAACCAUUAUCAAUUAGACAGUACUCAUUAGACUGGCGACCUCAGCAAAAGUACCUUUGAAUCCGUACCAAAGAAGCAAACCGAGCGGAGUUCUCCAAAUGGCAGGCAGGUGUUCAUACCACGUGUUUCUGACCACGUGGUUCAGUUGUGUAAUCUCCGGCCGGUUAAAGCUGGUAAUAGCUCAUUAUACACACAAGCAGUAGCAGUGGGUUUGAUCUGUACACUCUGACCGUUGUGAUCUUGUUUUAACGUUAUGCUCUGAAGCGGGGGAGGUUGUGUCUGGGCAGUGUUUAUUAAUGCCACAAGCAGGGUUACUCUCGUUUGUUUUGUUCCAUUUGUUAGUGUCAGUACCAGGAGAACCACAACACGAGGGCAAAAAGGUGGACAACAAGUUCCACGAGGGAGGAGAUGAAGCAGACCCUCAUGAAGUAGACUGGGCUGAUAAGAAGGCGACCAGUAACCACCUGGUUCAUAGCAAUAAAUGGGGCAGAGACCCUGAGUUGUGUGAAGAGUUUUUCCUGAACGGAGCUCCGGGCCAGUGCCAGGAGCAAGACACGUGUUGUGGCCUGCUCAACUACACUCAGACUGCCUUCACUGUUCAGAUAUACUGCUGUCACGACAAUGAGAAGUGCUGCCAAGGACUGUGCUGUGAUGAGAACACAGUUUGCUGUAGAGACAGAGUAGAUAAAGAGAAGAGAAGCUCGGGGUACGGACAGUGCUGCAACAAGGCCAGGGGAUGCUGUACGGAUAUAAGAGGUAAUGUAGUUUGCUGCGGGACCAUGUUAGGACGGUACUGGUGGGUUAUAGCGGUCAUCCUGACCAUCUACAUCGCCAGCAAGGUUACCAUGAUGAUCAGGAGGUACCGGGCCAUGCCUGAUAUAGGAGAAGAUCGGAUUAAGGCAGACAAGCAACUCAAUGUACGAAUCAAAAGUAUGACCUAUUGCUGCUAGCACUCGUCCGGAUUAAAGGACUAUUCACCCUCUUCAACUGUGUUGGAACUUUGACCCAGAAAUAAGAAAAAAGGAGUGGCUCUGCAAAUUGAUGAUGAUGAAAUAGUGAACAUGAUAUGAAUUGUGGAGUCAUGGAGUGGUGUGUUUUAACGAUUUUGUAAGGUCUUGUGUAAUAUGUAUACUGUUUGUGAUACUUUUUAUUUGAGCCUGCAGUUAUCACAGUAGACUCAGAGACUGAAGCAUUGAGCCCAAGGUUAUCACAGUAGAGACUGAAGCAUUGAUCAGAAGGAGUUGAAAAUAUUAACAGAUUUACAUGGUCUCCAAAACCAGAUACAAAUUUUCUCCUUAGCGUAAACAAAAUGGUUUAGUUCUUAAGUUCACAGUAACAAUUUUAACUCAGUUCUUUGGAGUCAAGGCUCUUCAGAAGCCGGAAGAGUCCGGUAGCUUCACGGAUUCGGCUGUGGUCGAUACAAAAUGCCUGAAAACAUCUUUAUAAGCUGUACUAGUAAUGAUUUAAUAUCUUGAGAUAAUUUUGUUUAGCAGUAUUCUGCAAAAUGCUAAGAAUUUAAUACUGUAAAAUUGCUUAUUUUACGUUCGUUCCAAUAAAAUGAUACUACUAUUAUGAUAUUAUAUCAGUAGAAACUACAAA
Bolinopsis microptera is the source of this 3038-nucleotide messenger RNA. RefSeq lists its product as uncharacterized. Lineage: Eukaryota; Metazoa; Ctenophora; Tentaculata; Lobata; Bolinopsidae. The transcript is spliced from 5 exons. The record is from RefSeq and is a predicted model, not a curated record. The coding region runs from base 1736 to 2389 and encodes 217 amino acids.